AAGUCCAAUGGCAAACUCUGUUUUAUCCACUUCUCCAGUUGGGUCUGGAAGUCCUGUUAGGCACAAUGAACUAAAUAUGCGUUUUGCUUCGGGAAUGAGGAAUUUAGCUGGGGUCAUGGGACCUUGGCAUGUAGAUAAUGGGAACAUUGAUGAAAGUUUUGCUUCUUCUCUGUUGGAAGAGUUUAAAAGCAAUAAAACUAAGUGUUUUGAGCUCUCUGAAAUUGCUGGUCAUGUUGUUGAGUUCAGUGCGGAUCAAUAUGGGAGCCGAUUUAUUCAGCAAAAGCUUGAAACAGCUACUACAGAAGAAAAAAACAUGGUUUAUCAGGAAAUCAUGCCACAUGCGCUUGCUUUGAUGACUGAUGUCUUUGGUAAUUAUGUGGUUCAAAAGUUUUUUGAGCAUGGACUUGCAUCCCAAAGGAGAGAAUUAGCCAACAAACUUCUUGGCCAUGUUCUGACACUUAGCCUUCAAAUGUAUGGUUGCCGGGUCAUCCAGAAGGCCAUCGAAGUUGUUGAUUUGGAUCAGAAGAUAGAGAUGGUUCAAGAGCUUGAUGGUAAUGUAAUGCGCUGUGUACGUGAUCAGAAUGGUAAUCAUGUCAUUCAGAAGUGUAUUGAAUGUGUCACUGAAGAUGCAAUACACUUUAUUGUGUCAACAUUUUUCGAUCAAGUUGUGACACUCUCAACCCAUCCAUAUGGUUGUCGGGUGAUACAGAGGGUAUUGGAGCACUGCAAAGAUCCUAUAACUCAGCAGAAAGUUAUGGAUGAGAUUUUAGGAGCAGUUAGCAUGUUAGCUCAAGAUCAGUAUGGCAACUACGUUGUUCAGCAUGUACUGGAACAUGGGAAGCCUCAUGAACGCUCUUCUAUAAUAAAGGAACUAGCAGGCAAGAUAGUUCAAAUGAGUCAGCAGAAGUUUGCUUCAAAUGUUGUGGAGAAAUGUUUGACCUUUGGAGGUCCUUCUGAGCGCCAAUUGCUAGUGAACGAGAUGCUUGGCUCUACCGAUGAAAAUGAGCCUCUUCAGGCAAUGAUGAAAGAUCAAUUUGCAAAUUACGUUGUACAAAAAGUGCUGGAAACUUGUGAUGAUCAACAACGCGAGCUGAUUCUUUCACGGAUUAAGGUUCAUUUGAAUGCAUUGAAAAAGUACACCUAUGGAAAGCACAUUGUUGCACGUGUAGAAAAACUCGUUGCUGCUGGAGAAAGGAGAAUUGCUGCUCAGUCUCCUCAACCUGCUUAGGUAGGUGGCUUAGAAAAAUAGUCUUUGUACAGCUAACUGAGGCUAGUAUGAGCUGCUGCUUCUCUUUAUCUCUCAAAUCAAGAGGGUUAUGUUUGUGUAUCGGUGAAAAUGGGUAGUAGCCAAUUGGAAAUGAAGUUAUCAGUUGUAUUGCAGAACUGUACAUUUUGUAGCUUUAAGUUUAUACAAAGAAUUUAAGUGAGAUGUGGCUCAGAUGUUUUAAUGCAGCUGAUGUCCCUAUUGAGGAGAUAAAAUGCCUAUACAAGCCUUUUUAUGGUGUAAAGAUUAUAAAAUGGUGAGGUAGUUUGUAAGUUGACGUGACUGUACAAAAAUGAUGGCAUGUGGAGAGCUGUUCUUGUUUAGACAAGGGCAGUUUUUUCUUCUCUCUUAAUCAUGUGUAUGGUUAUUGACUAUGUUUUCCCUUUCAACAAAUAUAAUUUUUGUUGCAAGUUUACA
Messenger RNA from Cajanus cajan (pigeon pea), 1681 nucleotides. Lineage: Eukaryota; Viridiplantae; Streptophyta; Magnoliopsida; Fabales; Fabaceae. The record is from RefSeq and is a predicted model, not a curated record.